Messenger RNA from Electrophorus electricus (electric eel), 1500 nucleotides. It is a transcript of the gene cibar1, whose product is annotated as CBY1 interacting BAR domain containing 1. Gene Ontology annotation, cellular component: ciliary transition zone; ciliary basal body. The record is from RefSeq and is a predicted model, not a curated record. NCBI's taxonomy places the organism in Eukaryota, Metazoa, Chordata, Actinopteri, Gymnotiformes, Gymnotidae. Gene Ontology annotation, biological process: cilium assembly.
UUUACAGUUCCAUGGAAACGACGGACAGCGUUCUCAAAUAUAUACCUCAGACUAAUAUAGCCGAGUAGCUAUCUAUCUAGAUUUAUAGGCUUCAUAUAGAAAAAAAACAUCAACAGUAUUAUUUUAAGAGUAUUACAACGUAUUUAGCAACGUAGCUAGUUGCAUGCUUCGCAUAAUCAUGAGUCGCACUCCCGAUGCCAGAGCAAGGGACACACAGACCAAGCAGAUCCAGGAGGGCAUCUCCCAUGUGGAGAAACACUUUGGAGAGUUGUGUCAGCUCUUUGCAGCAUAUGUGCGCAAAACUGCACGACUGAGAGACAAAUCCGACUUGUUGGUCAGGGAGAUUAGCCUUUAUGCAGACACAGAGACCCCAAACCUUAAAAAUGGGUUGAAGAAUUUUGCAGACCAGCUUGCCAAGAUUCAGGACUACCGCCAAGCAGAGGUGGAAAGACUUGAAGCAAAAGUUGUUGAGCCAUUGAAAGUCUAUGGUAAUAUUGUGAAAACGAAAAGGGAGGACCUGAAGCUGACACAGAGUGCCAGGAACAGAGAGGCCAAACAGAUGCAGCAGCUGGAGAGAAUGAGACAGAGGAACCCCUCGGACAGGCAGAUCAUUUCACAGGCCGAGAGUGAACUCCAGAGAGCCACAAUGGAUGCGACACGCACAACACGCCAACUGGAGGAGACAAUAGACAUGUUUGAAAAGCAGAAAAUUCAAGAUAUCAAGAGAAUUUUGGGCGGGUUUGUGACUGUGGAGAUGACAUUCCAUGCCAAAGCUUUAGAGGUGUACACGACUGCCUACCAGCACAUCCAGAGCGUAGAUGAGGAGGGAGAUCUGGAGGUAUUCAGGAGCACGCUUCAUCCCCCUGACUAUCAGUCACGCUUAGAGAUAGUACGUGCCAAUUCCAAAACAUCUCUGAAUCGAACUGGGACAUCUAUGAGUAAGUCAGGGACUUUGCAGCCAAGGACUCCAAAGGAAGAAAGGAAUAGAACUGAGGAUAUAGAUGAUGAUGAUGAUGAUGAUGAUGAAGAGGAUGAAGAUGAUGAUGAUGAGGAUUAUUUGGAGGAAGUUACAGAUGAUGAGAAUUAAUCAGAACAUCCAGCAUAACUUUGCAUUUGGUGCCAUAGUAUUCUUACACAUUCUUUCUGCUGCUGUGAUCAAUCCCUAAAUGAUACUGUCAUCUUAUAUGGGGCUUAUUUUAUUUUAAUUACAUCUGUAAGGUUAUACAAUCCAGUAAUUAUUAAUGGUAGUUGUGAAGCUUAGGGGGUUUGUAAAUGUUUUUAUAUAAAUGAUGUAUACUAAAAUUAGCUUACCUUUAGACUAUUCUUAUGAAAGGGACCACACGUAUUUAAAUAUCUGCCUGAUUUUUUUUUUUAUUAUUCUCACCUUUGUUUUGCUAACAUGAUUCAUUUUUGUGCAUGCAGUGUUAAAUAUUGCUAAAAACAUGGUGAUCUUAUUGCCUUAUACAGUGUCAACUGACCAAAUAAACACUUUUUUCUUAU